AUGGACAUAAGAAACCAACCUGUAGUUAUACUGGGACUGGAAGCAGCUAUUCUCAUGACUGUUUUCUUCAUGGUACACCUGUGUGUUCGAAAGGAGACAUCAGUGGAUCCUCUGUUCUAUGUAUUUGCCUUCUUUGCUUACACCUCUGUUGCUGAUCUCACGAACGCGCUUGAGCAGGACGGCUAUAUCAGAGGCUUUAUGGACUUCUACACCUACAAGGGCAAGCCCUACCUGAGCACGGCCUACUGUAUCCUGAUGAGCUACUGGAACGGCGUGGUGCAUUUCACCAUGCUCCUCACCGCGAUCUACCGCAUGUGCAGAGGGAAACCAUUUCGGAGUAUUGCUUUAGUGUGGGCAGGUUCAAUGAUAGCCACUCAGGUCGUCUUGAUCCCAGGCAUUGUCACAGGCAAAUAUGGUAAAUCCAUCUACCCAGCCUUUUGGUGCAACAUCCUGUUCUUGAUGCUGCCCGUAUGGGCGGCAGUGAAACUUUUCAAUAGGCCGAGGGAGCUGCCAAUCAUUCCUGCAGACAAGGUUGAGACGGAACAGAAGAAACGGCUCGUGUCUCGUCCCAAAGACCUUCUCCUCACACUCGCUCUACUAGGGGCCGUGGCCUUCACCGUGUUCAGGGGCUUUGUGGCCCUUGAGUGUGCGCUGGAUGCCUGUUUCACCUACAUUUACCAGUAUGAGCCCUACCUGAAGGACAACGUGGCCUUCCCUAAAGUCAUGAUGUUGGUCUUCCUCUUCUAUGCCUUACCCCUGAUGACGGCAUGCGCCUAUGGGCUAACCACUCCGGGAUGCCUUUGGAUGCUGGACUGGACUUUGUUCCUUGCAGGAGGCAUGGCUCAGGCGCAGUGGGCUCACAUCGGGGCGUCUGUGCACUCCCGGACCCCCUUCACGUACCGCAUUCCUAAAGAGGAGUGGGGCCUGGUUCUGACCCUCAACUUUCUGUACCUGGCCACCCCUCUGCUCCUGGCACUGCGCUGCUACCACGACCCGGCCUUCUUCCUGAAGACUGUGCCCCUGGCUCAGGUCGACAAUGACAAAAAACGAAAGUAGGAGCGGCGUAUGUGCAUGACGCUGUUGUCUUACGUACCUACGGACAUAAACAACAGCACAAUUCUGUGAUAGUGAGACCUUGGCGGAUGCAUAAGGGCGCAAUGGGAAAACUGUGCUUAACAAUUAAAUGGACGCUGUGUGGGGAAAACAAGUACUGUAGUGUGGGCUGAGGCUACUCAUUGCGUCAGGGCUCCGGAGGUGAUAGUUCCUAGCUUGAGACUGUUUCCUCCUCUCAGUAAGUGUUGAAACCGCACCCGCUUUUUCUCCUGGGACAGAAAGGUGGUGUGGUGCACUUCUUGUCCUAAAUGUCCCCUGCCUUCGAUUGGGUUCAGACUGUUGGACCGAACACCUUAUCUCUCCUCUCAGGAUGAGUCAUUUGAUGAAAUCCAGACUCGGUGCAGGAACUCUGGACUCUGACACACGCUUUUCUGCCCACACAUCAUCAACUGUAGAAUUACUUCAUACUGUUAGUCCUUGAACCCAGACACCAACAAGCCUAAGGCUGGUCAAAUGCUGGCGAGCAGGAUUUUUUUGCAAAGAUGUCAAAUA
Messenger RNA from Electrophorus electricus (electric eel), 1605 nucleotides. The record is from RefSeq and is a predicted model, not a curated record. Lineage: Eukaryota; Metazoa; Chordata; Actinopteri; Gymnotiformes; Gymnotidae.